Zalophus californianus (California sea lion) is the source of this 6747-nucleotide messenger RNA. Its product is annotated as ATP-binding cassette sub-family A member 8-like. Gene Ontology annotation, biological process: transmembrane transport; lipid transport. The transcript is spliced from 41 exons. Gene Ontology annotation, molecular function: ATP hydrolysis activity; ATP binding; lipid carrier activity. Gene Ontology annotation, cellular component: mitochondrial inner membrane; intracellular membrane-bounded organelle. The record is from RefSeq and is a predicted model, not a curated record. NCBI's taxonomy places the organism in Eukaryota, Metazoa, Chordata, Mammalia, Carnivora, Otariidae. The coding region runs from base 356 to 5401 and encodes 1681 amino acids.
AUUAUGUGGGACAGAAUAGACAAAAGCUUAGGAAUACUGGAUCUCCCUGAUAAGAUUGCUCCUUAUGAUAUGGCCAGGCCACCAAGCGUAAAUUCCACUGCGUUCUGCAGGAUUUGGCCUAAUGUCAAUGAGAAGCCCAACGGUCCAAGAGGGAUCACGUGAAUGCAAUGUUUGGCAGGGCCCACAGAGCCCAGGCUGCAACUUCUCUGAAGCCGGCCCUUGCAGGAACUUUUCACAAAAGUCAGUUGAAGCAGAUUCUAGAGAUGUGAUAGAAACCAGGGGAAAAUGUGCAUUGAGUUCUUCUAAAUAAGGAGAUCAGUGGAUAAACUGUGCUUCUCCAGAGUCCUGGCCUCAAAUGUCUCAAAAAUUUCAAGCUCCUCAAGUGUUAGCAUUUUGCUCUGACUUUAACAAACGUAUAAGAGGAAAAAAAUCAGAGUCCUCACAACUUGAAACUGUCUCCUGCAUGCAGAGUAAGGAAUUCAGGAAGAAAACAUGCGGAGGGAUCCUUGAUAAAUUUCAAUUGAAGGGCAAAAUGAUUAAGAGAGAAAUAAGUGUGUGUCAACAGACAUGGGCAUUAUUAUGCAAGAACCUUCUGAAGAAAUGGAGAAUGAAAAGAGAGUCCUUGAUGGAAUGGUUGACCGCAUUGCUCCUCCUACUUUGUUUGUAUCUAUAUCCUACUAAUCAUAAAGUUAAUGAUUUCUCUUCACUGCCUGCUGUGGACCUGGGACCGGUAGACUCAUUUAAAGAUUCUACAUUUUCUAUUAUAUACACACCUGUCACCAAUUCAACCCAACAGAUAAUGAGUAAAGUAGCCUUAGCUUCCUUCAUGAAAGAUAUAAAAGUUUUGGGGCUGUCCAGUGAAGAAAAUAUUAAAGAAUUAAUGCCAAAUUAUCCUGAGGAAGUAAUACAAGUCAUCUUCACUAAUACAUUCUCAUAUCAUUUGAAAUUCUUGCUGGGAUACAGAAUCCCAGCAAAAAAGGAACACAGGGACCAUGAAGCUCAUUGUUUUAAAAUGAGUGGAGGUGUUAACUGCCAAGUUUCACAAUACUGGGAGAGAGGUUUCGUCGCUCUUCAAGCUGCUAUCAAUGCUGCUAUUAUAGAAACUGCAACAAAUCAUUCAGUGAUGGAGGAAUUGAUGUCCGUUACUGGAAAAAACAUGAAGAUACAUCCCUUUGUCAGUCAAGGGGGCAUUGCAGCUGAUUUCUUCAUUUUCUUCUGUGUUAUUUCCUUUUCCUCAUUCACUUAUUAUGCAUCUCUUAACAUUACAAGAGAGAGGAAAAAGAUGAAGGGCUUGAUGAGGAUGAUGGGUCUUCAGGAUUCAGCAUUCUGGCUCUCCUGGGGUCUACUCUAUGGUGUUUUCAUCUUUAUUAUGGCACUUUUCUUGGCACUUAUUAUAAAAUCUGUCCAGUUUGUCAUUCUGACUGGCUUCAUGGCGAUCUUCACCAUCUUUUUCCUCUAUGGAUUGUCUUUGAUAGCUUUGGCUUUUCUAAUGAGCGUCUUGGUAAAGAAAUCUUUCCUCACUGGUCUGGUCAUGUUCCUUCUCACCGUCUUUUGGGGAAGUUUGGGAUUUACAGCACUGUACAGGCAACUUCCUACAUCCUUGGAGUGGAUUUUAAGCUUUCUUAGCCCGUUUGCCUUCAUGCUUGGAAUGGCCCAGCUUUUGCGCACAGACUAUGAUUUGAAUUCCAGUGCAUUUCCUAAUCCAUCAGACUACUCAAAUCUGAUAAUAGCAACAAAUUUCAUGUUGGCUUUUGAUCUUUUCUUCUAUGUGGCAUUGACGAUUUAUUUUGAGAAAAUUUUGCCAAAUGAAUAUGGACACGGAUAUCCCCCCUUGUUUUUCCUGAAGUCCUCCUUUUGGUCACGGCAACAGAAAGCUGAUCAUGUGGUCCUCGAAGAUGAAAUCGAUUCCAAUCCUUCAUCUAAUGACUCCUUUGAACCAAUGCCUCCAGAAUUCCAUGGGAAAGAAGCCAUCAGAAUCAGAAAUGUUACAAAAGAAUAUAAAGGAAAGCCUGAUAAAAUAGAAGCAUUGAAAGAUCUGGUAUUUGACAUAUAUGAAGGCCAAAUCACUGCAAUACUUGGUCACAGUGGAACUGGAAAAUCAACACUGUUAAACAUUCUUAGCGGGCUAUCUGUUCCCACCAAAGGCUCAGUCACCAUUUAUAACAAUAAACUUUCAGAAAUGACUGACCUAGAGAAUAUCAUCAAGCUCACUGGAAUUUGUCCACAAUCCAAUGUGCAGUUUGACUUCCUCACUGUGAAAGAAAAUCUCAGGCUCUUUGCGAAAAUAAAAGGAAUUCAGUCGCAUGAACUGGCCAAAGAGAUACAGAGAAUUUUGCUGGCAUUGGAGAUGAAAAAUAUUCAAGACGUCUUGGCUCAAAACUUAAGUGGUGGACAGAAAAGAAAACUCAGCUUUGCAACUGCUCUUUUAGGGGAUCCUCAGGUUUUCCUAUUGGAUGAACCAACUGCUGGAUUGGAUCCCUUUUCAAGGCACCAGGUUUGGAACCUCCUGAAGGAGCAGAGAGCAGACCGUGUGAUCCUCUUCAGUACCCAGUUCAUGGAUGAGGCUGACAUCCUGGCUGAUAGGAAAGUGUUUCUCUCCAAUGGGAGGCUGAAGUGUGCAGGUUCUUCUCUGUUCCUAAAGAAGAAAUGGGGCAUUGGAUAUCACUUAAGUUUGCAGUUGAAAGAAAUGCAUGUUCAGGAAAAUAUAACAUCACUUAUUAAACAGCACAUCCCUGAUGCCAAAUUAUCAGCAGAAAGUGAAGGAAAACUUGUCUACACAUUGCCCUUAGAAAGAACAAAUAGAUUUCCAGCACUUUAUGAGGAUCUGGAUAGACGUCCUGGCCUGGGGAUUGAGAAUUACGGUGUUUCCAUGACAACCUUGAACGAAGUGUUCCUGAAACUGGAAGGAAAAUCAGCUGUGGAUGAACCAGAUAUUGCCACGUUGGGAGAAGCACAGGCAGAAAGAACCAGAGACACAGAGAGGCUUGUUGAGACGGAACAAGUUCUCAGUUCACUCAAUGAGAUGACAAAGACAAUAGGGGGCCUGGCUCUCUGGAGACAGCAACUCUGCACGGUUGCAUGGGUUCGCUUCUUGAAGUUAAAGCAUGAAAGAAAAGCUCUCUUAUCUCUGCUCUUGAUUCUAGGAGUUGGAAUUUGCCCUCUUCUUUUGAAGAAUAUCAUCACUAAAAUAUAUGAAAAGAGCUACACUUGGGACCUUUCUCCUCAUUUAUACUUCCUUGCUCCAGGACAGCAAUCACAUGAUCCUCUCACUCAGUUAUUGAUCAUCAAUAAAACAGGGACAAGCAUUGAUGAUUUUAUACGUUCUGUGGAGCAUCAGAACAUAGCUUUGGAAGUGGAUAUAUUUGGAACUAAAAAUGGCCUGGAUGACCCAUCUUAUAAUGGAGCCAUCAUAGUAUCUGGUAAUACAAAGAAUUACAGAUUUUCAUUAGCAUGCAAUAGCAAAAGACUAAAUUGCUUCCCGGUUCUUAUGGAUAUUAUUAGUAAUGCGCUACUUGGAAUGAUUACACCAUCAGCACAUAUCCAAACUGACAGAAGUACAUUUUUAAGGGACAGAAGGAGUAAUCCAUAUGAAUUCCAGGGAUAUUCCAUGCCCUGGUUGAUUUUGAUAUCCUCAUGUACUCCUUAUAUUGCCAUGAGCAGCAUUGAUGAUUAUAAGAGCAAAGCUCAGUCCCUGCUAUGGGUUUCGGGCCUCUUCCCUUCUGCAUACUGGUGUGGGCAGGCACUGGUGGAUGUUCCGGUGUACUGCUUGAUCUUCCUUCUUAUGUAUUUGAUGGACUACGGUUUAAAUGCCCAAGACACUCUAUUUACAGUGGUAAAUCAGAUUAUACAAAUCCUGUGUGCGGUUGGCUAUGCCGCCUCCCUUAUCUUCUUGACAUAUGUAAUUUCAUUCAUUUUUCACAAGGGGAAAAGAAAUAGUGGCAUUUGGUCUUUUUGCUUCUGUAUGAUCACCAUCUUCUCUGUGUUUGUAUUGCUGUUUGAACACUAUGGACAUGUCGCACUGUACUGUGUCACCUUUUUAGUACCACACGCCACGUUAAUUGGCUGUAUGUUCUUAUAUUUUCAGGUGUUCAUAUUUUAUCUCCAGAAGGAAGAAUCCAGAAGUACAGGGCUAUUUCUGGUAUUCUUAAUUCCGUUCCUGCAUUUUAUCAUCUUCCUUUUUAUUCUUCGAUGUCUGGAAUGGAAGUUUGGAAAGAAACCAAUGAGGAAGGAUCCCUUCUUUAGAAUUCCUCCAAGAAGCAACGAUGCUUAUCAAAAUCCAGAAGCACCAGAAGGGGAGGAUGAAGAUGUUCAACGGGAAAGAAUGAGAACAGCAGAUGCCUUGAAUUCCACAAGCUUUGAUGAGAAACCGGUCGUUAUCUUCAGCUGCCUGCGCAAAGAGUAUGCAGGGAAAAGGAAAUGCUGCUUUUCCAAGAGGAAGAAGAAAAUCGCCACAAGAAAUGUCUCUUUCUGUGUUAGAAAAGGUGAGGUUUUAGGAUUAUUAGGACACAAUGGAGCUGGGAAAAGCACAUCCAUCAAGGUGAUAACCGGAGACACGAAACCAACUGCUGGACAGGUGCUACUAAAAGGGAGCAGCGGGGAGGGCUCCUUGGGCUUCCUGGGGUACUGUCCCCAAGAGAACGUGCUGUGGCCCAAUCUGACUGUGAAGGAGCACCUGGAGGUGUUUGCUGCCAUCAAAGGACUGAGGAAAGCGGACGCAGCCAUCACCAUCUCGAGGUUGGUGGAUGCGCUCAAGCUGCAGGACCAGCUGAAGCUGCCCGUGAAGGCCUUAUCUGAGGGAAUAAAGAGGAAGGUGUGCUUCGCGCUGAGCGUCCUGGGAAACCCAUCGGUGAUGCUUCUGGACGAGCCGUCCACGGGGGUGGACCCCGAGGGACAGCAGCAGAUGUGGCAGGUGAUCCGGGCCACCUUCAAAGACACAGAGAGGGGCGCCCUCCUGACGACCCACUACAUGGCAGAGGCUGAGGCCGUGUGUGACCGCGUGGCCAUCAUGGUGUCCGGAAGGCUGAGAUGUAUCGGUUCCAUCCAACACCUGAAGAGUAAAUUUGGUAAGAAUUAUCUGCUGGAGAUGAAGGUGAAGACCCCCGAGCAGAGGGAAAGCCUCCAUCGUGAAAUUCUGAGGGUUUUCCCCCAGGCUGCCCGGCAGGAAAGGUACUCUUCUGUGAUGGUGUAUAAACUGCCAGUGGAAAAUGUGCGACCUUUAGCACAAGCUUUCUGCACAUUAGAAAAGGUUAAACAGAGCUUCCACCUGGAGGAGUACAGCCUCUCCCAGUCCACCCUGGAGCAGGUUUUCCUGGAGCUCUCCAAGGAACAGGAGCUGGAUGACUUUGAUGAAGAACUUGAUCCUUCAGUGAAGAGGAAACUCCUCCCACAGGAAGACCCUUAAAGCCCCAAAUACCCUAUGUUUCUGUUCAAGCAUGUGGUUGUUUUUUAAGACUUUUUUUUGUAGCAUCAAUGUCAUAUUUUUAGAAACUGUAUUAUAAACAUUGACAUGGUUCUUCCUGUGGUGGAGAGGAGGAGGGAGCAAUGCCUGGGCAGUUCCGGCUACCGCGUGGACAGAGGCCUGUGGCUGAGCCCGCCCCCCAGUCACUGCCUCUGUGUCUCUGCAGGUCACCCUGAUUCCACUUUUCUGUACAAUACUGAAUAAAUAAAUUUACUUUUAUGAGGUUGUUUCAUUUUUUUUUAGUACCGUAAGCACAUUUUGUUUAAUUUUUUAUCAAAACCUUAAAAAAUACUUUUUUCUAACCUGAGCUGGGAAGUCUGUACAUUUAUUCUUCUACAAGUUUGAUACUUUGUGAAGCUGGUAUUUUAAUAAGAACUUUAAGUGAUCAUGUCAAAAGCAUCAUACUUUUUAAAAUAGAUUUCCGUGUAUAUUCUUAUGGCUUAAAAAUAUUAAACCAUCAUUGGCCAUAAUAUCUGAUAUCAAUAUAUUUGAAAAUGUAUCUGCUGGUAACACUUAUCAAUAUUAUAGACAUAGUCUGAUACUUGCUAUUAGGAAUUUAUUGUACUUUUUGAAUUUCUGUGAAUCAGUGAAGUCCCACUUUCAUUGUAUUUUAAAAUCGAGGCUUUAGAGUUACCUGUUUUUGUAACUGACCUUUUGUGGAUAUUUGCCACUUGGUCUAAGAAUAUUGAUCCAUGUAGUAAGAAGUCAAAUGACCAAGUUGGUGGGAAAUAAAAAUCUUAUAUGUGCAGUUUUGAAAUACAUUUUCUAUUUCAAGUAUUUUCACGUGUCUUUUUCUCGACUAAGUGGCCUCCCUAUUUACAAAUUCGUUGAAAUCAAAUUGAAAAAAGUUCUGAUAUAAGAGCUAGUUUACUGCUUUCAUCAACAUGUUACCAAAUUGUAAAGAAAGAAAAAACACCACACCAUGAUUAAGGAAGUUAAAGAUGGUGGCAAACAGAGACAUUUCCUAGAACAGUGUUGGGUUUUUGUUUUUGUUUUUGUUUUUUAAAUACCGGCUGUGAUUACCUUGCAUAAAAUGUAGUUAAACAAGAUUUUCUGAGUUAUGAAGAUGAUUCUCUGAGCAGAUUUCCCCUCCAGUUCUGACUUUGCAUGUCUUUUCUUCCCUUUGGAAUCCCUGAUCCUCUCAGACUCAGAUAAUUUUGAACAGCUCGGAAAAUUCUGUUCUGGAGAGCACACCUCCCACGCUCUCUUCCCAAGGUCCAUUUGCUCAUCUUGUGCUGGUGCGUGGUAUGUGCCGGCAGGCUGGUUUGUGCAAACGCACCCUGAUCGCC